Messenger RNA from Scedosporium apiospermum, 603 nucleotides. RefSeq lists its product as uncharacterized. The transcript has 3 exons. Gene Ontology annotation, biological process: rRNA processing; translation; ribosomal small subunit biogenesis. The coding region runs from base 1 to 603 and encodes 200 amino acids. Lineage: Eukaryota; Fungi; Ascomycota; Sordariomycetes; Microascales; Microascaceae. The record is from RefSeq and is a predicted model, not a curated record. Gene Ontology annotation, molecular function: structural constituent of ribosome. Gene Ontology annotation, cellular component: ribosome; 90S preribosome; small-subunit processome.
AUGAGUGCCGUCAACAAGAUCGACCCCAGCAGCCCCUCGAGGCAGAAGCCCUCCGAGCUCGAGCAGAGCAUCGCCCAGGCUCUCUAUGACCUCGAGACCAACACUGCCGACCUGAAGAUCGCCCUGCGACCCCUUCAGUUCGUCUCCGCGCGAGAGAUCGAAGUUGGCCACGGCAGGAAGGCUAUUGUCAUCUUUGUCCCCGUCCCUUCCCUUCACGGCUUCCACCGAGUUCAGCAGCGCUUGACUCGUGAGCUCGAGAAGAAGUUCUCUGACCGCCACGUCCUCUUCCUCGCCUCCCGCCGCAUUCUCCCCCGCCCCCGCCGCUCUGCCCGUGCCCGCAACACCCAGAAGCAGAAGCGUCCCCGCUCCCGAACCCUCACCGCCGUCCACGACGCCAUCCUCACCGACCUCGUCUACCCCGUCGAGAUCGUCGGCAAGCGUCUCAGGACCAAGGAGGACGGCAACAAGAUCCUCAAGGUCAUCCUCGACGAGAAGGAGCGUGGCGGUGUUGACUACAGGCUCGAUACCUACUCUCAGGUUUACCAGAAGCUCACUGGCCGCAACGUCAACUUCGAGUUCCCCCAGGUUGCCUCUGAGUUCUAA